CACUACUGGCCCAUUUCAGUGUUUUGUUUCGAGACCACAAUUUUAGUCACAAAAAACACCGACAGAGCAUACUCCUCCUUCUCCUGACAAGUUUGUCAAUGCCAGAUUCAGCCGUAACAAAACAAAAACCGCACGAUUACUUCCUUCUCUCGAUGGUACAACGUCUGCGUAAACGGAACAAAGUUCCAAAUCACAUGGAUAGGCUGUUCGCCUUGCUUUACAGGGCACGUCGGGUACAUAUCAUUUUUAGAUCGUUUCCAGAGCCACGCAAGUGCGACAGUCUGUUGAUGAGCCAUAUGUCACGCGAUAGUACUGUGACAGUGUUUUUUGUUGACUUCCAGUUCUCCUUUGACAAAGUAUUGAUUUAAGACGGGACAAAGCAAACAUUUGAGCUGUAAAUAUUAUCUAGGUUAAUGGAGAUAGUUGAAGACCACUGGGACGUGUUACAAUAAUUAAAGGUCGGAACUUUUAACAAUCAACAAGAACCUAAGCCAUUAAGUUGGUUGAGAAUGGCUAACAACAGGGAUGCCAAUGAGAGCACCCCUCUUUUGGACUCAGGUUCUGGGACCAGACCUUCACCACCAUCAGUUUUCCAGGGAAGAAGACUGGCAUGUGCAGCCAUCCUGCUGGCUGAAUCAUUAGAAAGGAUUGCAUUCUACGGCAUCACAUCCAAUCUUGUCCUUUUUCUCAAUAGUAGUCCCUUUUAUUGGGAGGGCACUCAGGCGAGCCAGGCACCUCUGAUGUUCAUGGGAGUUACUUACCUGAUUUCACCUUUUGGAGGCUGGAUGGCAGAUGCAUACCUUGGGAAAUUUUGGACAAUUGCUUCAAGUUUGAUCCUAUAUUUUAUUGGCAUGUUAUUUUUCCCUUUCAUUUCAAAUGAAGACACCAGGAUUCACCUAUGUGGAGAAGAGGUUGCAUUUCCUGUGCAACCUGCUGAGUGUCUGAGCACAAACAGUACCCCUCCAAGCAAUGUGACUUGCCCCAUUCGCGCCCCAUAUUGUGGCCCAGUAGUCUACAGUGGACUUAUUUUAAUUGCGUUAGGUGUGGGUACUGUGAAGUCCAACAUCACUCCCUUUGGGGCAGAUCAGGUCAAAGACAGAGGACCAGAGGCCACGCGCAGAUUCUUCAACUGGUUCUACUGGUGCAUCAACCUAGGAGCCAUCCUGUCUCUGGGAGGUGUGGCCUACAUCCAGCAAAACUUCAGCUUUGAGCUUGGCUUCAUCAUUCCCACUGUGUGCCUCGGGGUCUCCUUCCUGGUCUUUCUCCUGGGACGUACUGUCUUCAUCACCAAGCCUGCUGAUGGCAGUGCCUUCACAGAUAUGUUCAAGAUCCUGGGCUUCGCCUGCUGUUCCCAGAAACCAAAGGAGCCUAACCUGCUCCGCCACAAACCAACACUACUAGACAGUGCCAAAGUGACCUAUGGAGGAAAAUUUCCAGAAGAGAAAGUAGACGAAGUGAAAGCUCUGGUGAAAAUCCUCCCUGUUUUCUUUGCCCUUAUCCCAUACUGGACUGUGUACUUCCAGAUGCAGACAACGUAUGUCCUGCAGAGCCUCCAUCUGAGGAUUCCUGAUAGUGCCUCGAACAGCACUGCUGACUCCCACCAGAUGACGUUCCGCUUCCCGGCCGCCUGGCUCACCAUGUUUGAUGCAGUGCUCAUCCUUAUGCUGAUUCCCCUUAAAGACAAAGUGGUGGACCCCAUCCUGAAACGCCGCGGCCUGCUGCCUUCCUCUCUAAAGAGGAUUGCAGUGGGGAUGUUCUUUGUUAUGUGGUCAGCCGUAGCAGCGGGUAUUUUGGAGACAAAACGCCUGGAGAUCGUCAAAUCAAAUGGUACCAUUGACCAGGUGCUUGGCAACGUUAUCUACUACGCGGCAGAUUUACCCAUAUGGUGGCAAGUGCCUCAAUAUGUGCUGAUAGGAAUCAGCGAAAUCUUUGCCAGCAUUGCAGGUCUGGAGUUUGCCUAUUCUGCAGCCCCUAAGUCCAUGCAGAGUGCCAUCAUGGGGCUCUUCUUCUUCUUCUCUGGGAUUGGCUCCUUCGUGGGCUCUGGCUUGUUGGCUAUUGUCUCUGUCAAGGAGAUUGGCUGGAUGUCAUCCCACAAAGACUUUGGUAAUAUCAAUGACUGCUCUCUGCACUACUACUUCUUCCUCCUGGCAGGGAUCCAGGGCAUCACCUUGCUGUUCUUCCUUAUUGUCUCUGUCAAGUAUGACAAGCAGAGGGGUAGAGCAGGAAGCCAAAGGCAGAGACACACAUCCUCUUGACCCACACACACAUCCCCAUAUCCCCCUCACCACACCUGCCUUUUCCAGUCAUAUUGCUCAGUGCCCAAAGACCCUGUCGAAUAGUUACUAUUUACUAAUCAAAUCCUACAAAAGUUAGGUUUACCUCUGUCAGUCACAAAUGAUCCUGUCGAUUAUAUAUUUCUUAUUUAUUUUUAUUUUAGCUUUUAAGUGGGGAUUCUUUAUCCUUUUUUAUAACAAUAAUGGUUUUACAUCACUGGAUAAAUGCACAGGUAACUCCUCAUGUUAAAAAUACUCCAUGACUCCUCUGAAACUUCGAGGCAGUUUUUAAUUUCUGGUCAAGCUGUAAAACUGUAUGUCCACAUGGCAAAUUAGAAACUAACCCUAAGCUUAACAGACAACCUUGGGUGUAGCUCUUAAAAUAUCCACUGCAUUAACGCUUGGAUCGUGAUGAAAAGGAGCGCUGGACUUAAUACAUUCAAAUUAAACAAUGUAACCCAUUCACAUUGACAUCAUAUUUAUACUUAGACUUUCAUAGCAAAAUAAAUUACAACUUUUACAGUAUUUGUUGUCAGGAACUUUGUACAGUGUUAUCAUGGCUUUGCAGCUUUGCCAGAAAAUCAUGAAAAAGAAGCUUCUGUUUUGUUGUUGUAUUUAUUAGACUGUGAUGCAUUUGUUUUAUCUUUAUAUUGAGAAAGAAAAUGCUUGUGCGUGUGUUUUUUCAAUUCACAGAAUAGGUAUAGCACAAGGUACUGAAUUUUAUUAAAACAAGACAACACUCAGGACUUGAGGAAUAGUGUCGAGUGACAUAACUCUCCAAGAAAUGUUAAACUGCCUUUGGGAGCUCAGAACAGUGUUUACCCUGUAGUGUAAAUAAAGUUACAUUUGUAACAGCACAUAAAAAGCAAGAAGUUAUCGCACUGACAGUAUGUGGCUCCUGUUAGAGUGAUUUUAGUUUGUGUGUAAUUGGUCGGAUAAAUGGAUGUUCUUUGUUUUAUUGCAUAUUUUAUAUACACUUGCUUUGUCAUCUCAGUCCUCUAUUACGUUUAUUUUGGAAUUAUAUUGUUUUCAUAAUGCUACAGAACUGGCAUAUUGUUUAGUGGUUAUAUUUGUGGCCAUUAAAGUAUAUAAAAUUGA
Molecule: messenger RNA, 3371 nt
Organism: Siniperca chuatsi (mandarin fish)
Lineage: Eukaryota; Metazoa; Chordata; Actinopteri; Centrarchiformes; Sinipercidae
Gene: slc15a4
Product: solute carrier family 15 member 4
Exons: 9
Coding region: 510-2255 (581 amino acids)
Biological process (GO): transmembrane transport; oligopeptide transport
Cellular component (GO): membrane
Molecular function (GO): transmembrane transporter activity
Source: RefSeq, a predicted model, not a curated record